Messenger RNA from Helianthus annuus (common sunflower), 3517 nucleotides. RefSeq names its product structural maintenance of chromosomes protein 6B. Gene Ontology annotation, cellular component: nucleus; Smc5-Smc6 complex; chromosome. The coding region runs from base 213 to 3374 and encodes 1053 amino acids. Lineage: Eukaryota; Viridiplantae; Streptophyta; Magnoliopsida; Asterales; Asteraceae. The transcript has 28 exons. Gene Ontology annotation, biological process: chromosome organization; double-strand break repair via homologous recombination. Gene Ontology annotation, molecular function: damaged DNA binding; ATP binding; protein binding. The record is from RefSeq and is a predicted model, not a curated record.
UAACUUAUCAUGCACUCUUUCCCCUUUCCCGCCAUUUUCUCCCCCAAUUCUGAGAGAAUUUCGCUAGGGUUUCAGAAAUUGAUCAAGAAGAACGAACAAUUGCUUCUUGUAGCUGUUAAUGGUGGAAAUUGAAGUCAAUCCAGUACUCAACGUCACUCAUACGAUCACCAAUUAGCACAUCAUAUCUCGUUAAAGUGUUUCAAAGCGAAAAAAUGGCGGAAGCUAGGGUUUCUAACAGAACGCCUCUGCGAGCAGGGAUAAUAACCAAAAUUAGAGUCGAAAACUUCAUGUGUCAUAGUCAUAUGGAGAUUGAUAUGGGAGAUCGGGUUAAUUUCAUCACCGGACAAAACGGAAGUGGAAAGAGUGCGAUACUUACGGCGUUGUGUAUAGGGUUUGGUUGUCGUGCGAAAAGUACAGAUAGGGCUACUACAAUGAAGGAGUUUAUAAAGACUGGUUGCAGCUACGCCCUUGUUCACUUGGAAAUUAAAAAUCAGGGGGAAGAUGCUUUUAAGCACGACCUUUAUGGAGAUAUGAUAAUUUUAGAGCGUAGAAUCACCGAAUCAUCAAGUACUAGCGUUCUUAAAGAUCAUCAAGGGAAAAAAGUGGCUGGCCGAAGAGAAGACAUCCGUGAGCUUGUGGAACACUUUAAUAUUGAUGUUGAGAAUCCUUGUGUAGUAAUGACUCAGGACAAGAGUAGAGAAUUUUUGCAUUCGGGAAAUGACAAAGAUAAAUUUAAGUUCUUUUUCAAGGCUACACUUCUAAGUCAAGUGGAUGAUUUGUUAAAAAGCGUUAAGGAUAACCUUGAUAAGGCGAAUGGUGAGGUUGUUGGGUUGGAAAAAUCAAUAGCACCUAUAGAGAAAGAGUUAAAUGACUUGCAAGGGAAAAUUAGAAGCAUGGAGCAUGUUGAAGAAAUUGCUCAGCAGGUGCAGUUAUUAACGAAGAAAUGUGCAUGGUCAGUGGUAUAUGACAUAGACAAACAAAUCCAGGUAGAGGUUGCAAGGAUUAAAAAACUCGAAGAACGGAUACCUCGUUGUCAAGCUCGAAUUGAUCAGCAAAUUGCGAAAGUAGCAGAAAUACAGGACUUACUUGACAAAAAGAAAGCUCAAAGCGCCAUUUUGAUGGAAACUACCUCAAAAGCAAGGCAAAGGAAGAAUGAAUUGGAGCAGAAACUUUCUAAGGCUACAAAGGAGAAGCUUGAGUUGGAGCAAGAAUAUUAUCGCAGAAGUAACAACAUUGGUAAGAUGGUCAAAAGGAUUAAGUUGCUUGAGCAGCAAAUCAAUGAUGUAAACGAGCAACAAAUUAAGGACACACAGGCUGAAGAGUCUGAGAUGGAGAAAAAACUGAAGGAGCUUCAAGAUGAGAUAAAUGCUGCUGAAUUAGAGUCUCAAAGAUUGAAGAAUAUUGAGGAUCAAGUAUCUGAAAGUUUAGUUACUGCAAGGGAUGAACUUAGAACACUCACUUCUGAGAUCGAAGAUUGUGAGAAGAGGGUUAACGAGAGUCAGCGUCGCAUUCGUGACCUGCGACUUAAUCAAACACACAAGGUGACAGCAUUUGGAGGCUAUAAAGUUACCAAUCUUCUACAGGUUAUUGAGAGGAAUCACCGCAGAUUUAAAAAGCCCCCUAUUGGUCCUAUAGGCUCUCAUGUGGCAUUAAUUCAAGGUGAUAAAUGGGCCGUUGCUGUAGAAAAUGCAAUUGGCAAAUUACUUAAUGCUUUUAUAGUGACAGAUCAUAAAGAUUCUCUCGUAUUGAGAUCGUGUGCUAGAGAAGCCAACUACCCCUACCUUCAGAUCAUUAUAUAUGAUUUUUCUAUACCGAGGUUGCAAAUUCCACAUCAUAUGCUUCCUCAAACAAAUCACCCAACUACUAUUUCAGUAAUACAAUCUGACAGUCCAACAGUAGUGAAUGUUUUAGUUGAUAUGGGCGGGGCUGAGAGACAAGUGCUUGUAACAGACUAUGAUAUGGGAACUAGGGUUGCGUUUGACCAAAGGAUUCCAAAUCUGAAGGAGGUUUACACGUUAGAGGGCCAUAGAAUGUUCUCACGUGGUUCGGCACAGACAAUUCUACCUCCUAAUAAGAGCGCAAGGACUGGGCGUCUCUGUAGUUCAUACGAUGAUCAAAUUAAAAAGCAUGAACGAGAGGCACUACAUAUGCAAGAACAAGCACAGCAAAUUCGAGGGAAGAAAAGAAGCUUUGAGGAACGGGUUCAGAAUCUUCAGAAUGAACUAAGCAAUGCAAAAAGACAACGCACUGGUGCAGAGAAGCGGGUAAUGUCUAAAAAGUUAAGUCUAGAGGAUCUGAAGAAAUCUUAUGCUGCAGAAGCCAUGACUUCAUCUGUUUCGAACGUUGAUGAGCUCCAUCACGAGAUUUCAAAAGUACAAAGCGAUAAAAGUGAAAGCGAAGUUUUGCUUGAGAAGAUUCAGGAGAGAUUGAAUGAAGCCGAUGCUAAAGUGAAUGAAUUUAAAGUCUUGUUUGCCGAGCUAGGUGAACUGGCAAAAGCAGACAUCAAUGCUUUAGACAAAGCAACUCGUGAGUUGACUCAGAUCGAAGAGGAUCUAAGUGCUGCAGAUGCGGAUAAACGCCAUUUUGACGGACUCAUGCAGCAGCAGGUUCAUAAGAGGAUUGAAACCUCAAAACAACAACUUAAGGAAAAAGAAAAUGAGCGAAAGAUAAAUUCUGAAAAGGCGUCUAUUAUAUGUCCCGAGAGUGAGAUUGAAGCCUUAGGAGGAUGCGGCGGGGAUACUUCUGAGCAACUUCAAGCCAACCUUAAAAGGCUAAAACUUAGACUUCAGCAAGAGAGCCAGAGGCAUGUGGAAUCUAUUGAUGAACUUCGGAUGCAGUAUAAUAAGAAUGAGCGUAAGAUCAAAAAACAACGCGAAACCUACAAAGCAUUUAGAGAUAAACUUUCUGCAAUUCAUACGGCUCUUGACAAACGAUGGAGUAAGUUUCAGAGGAAUGCAACUCUUUUAAAGAGGCAGCUGACGUGGCAAUUCAAUGGUCAUCUUGGAAAAAAAGGGAUCAGUGGUCACAUUAAAGUUAGUUACGAGGAGCAGAAGCUUUCAAUAGAGGUUAAGAUGCCACAAGAUGCAUCUACUAGCAAUGUUCGUGACACUAGAGGGCUUUCAGGAGGGGAGCGAUCAUUCUCAACUCUCUGUUUUGCGCUAGCUCUUCACGAGAUGACAGAAGCCCCAUUUCGAGCUAUGGAUGAGUUUGAUGUGUUUAUGGAUGCUGUCAGCCGGAAAAUCAGCUUGGAUACAGUUGUAGAUUUUGCUCUCACACAAGGUUCCCAGUGGAUAUUUAUCACGCCUCACGAUAUAAGCAUGGUAAAACAUGAUGAGAGAAUAAAGAAGCAACAAAUGGCUGCUCCUCGGUCAUGAACAGAACUACCUCAUGUUUUUAGGUUAUUUUUUGUGACAUUUUUUGUUUAUUUGAAAUGCUGAAUUGUAAAUUAUGAUGUAACUUUAAAACCUAAACAUCUUCACUCAGCAUGAAAGUAAGAUCAAUGUCUAUUGAACUGUCC